UAUUAACUCAUAAAUGGCCUCCUACAUUGCGAGACCGCCAGUCUGGAAAUUCUACCGAAUUCUGCGAGACUGACUGUUCUGGGAAAGCCGGGUCAAAUUCAUGUAACAGAAUGCUUGUUUGGAGGCAUUUGUUCGUUUUAUUUUGUUCUACCCUCACUUUCGACGUGUUUGGACAAAGCAGCAGUAAAUCGCCUAAGGCCACAAUGCCGACAGAAACUACAAUAACCGAGGUUACACAAAGCAGCACUAAAUUGUCUAACGCCACAACACCGAAAGAAGUUACAACAACUGAGGUUACACAAAGCAGCACUAAAUUGCCUAACGCCACCUCCAUCUCAGAGCUGACAGAAGCUACAACAACCGUUUCCGACGAGGAUCAUAGUCACAGCAAUAUAGACGGGAGGGAUUUCCGUUAUACUUCCACAUUCGAAAAAAGUUUACCCUUCUUCUCGAACGGGCUCAUCGCUCGGCUGAGAGCUUGGAAUAAAGUUCUAAACAAUGCAACUACUCAGUGUGAAAAGCUGACUGAUAGUGGAACACCCAUUGCGGAAUACCUUGAAAUUGAAUUCGUGGACUUUCGAGCCCGCUACGUGGAUGCUAAGGACGAUUCUGAUAAUGAAUUUUUGACUCUUGAAACUUUUCAUCCUGUGCUCAUGCGCCAGCAGAAAGACCAUGAUCUGGUUUCUGUUGCGUAUAUGUCCAUCUUGGAACUGUGGCCUCUCUUAGUUUUGUGUUUUUCGUGCGCAGCUUUAUCAGGAAUGAUCAUCUGGCUUUUGGAUCAUCGAUCGAAUCCGGAGACUUUCUCCAGGCGAUUCUGGAAGGGCUUUGGAGACGGAAUGUGGUGGGCGAUAGUUACCAUGACAACAGUGGGGUAUGGUGACAAAGCUCCAAAGUCCUGGUUAGCUCGUCUCUUUGGUAUUGUGUGGAUGAUAGCAGGAAUAGUUUUAUUGUCCAUGUUCACGGCUCAAGUGUCGUCUCGCUUGACAGCUCAGGAGCUAAAGAGCGAAGACUAUUUGUUUAACAAAAAGGUAAAUUAUGGAAGGAUCAAUAACCUAAUGAAAGGAAUGUCUAAAAUUUUUGACAACUCGCGUUUUGAGAGCGACACUGACAAACCCAUAAUUUCCGCCAAGAGCCUAAAGGCCGAGGGCCUCGAUUCCGUCGUGGUGUUCCACUGUAAUAUCAAUGACAAAGAUGCCAAAACCUGGGAAGCUUUGAGGUUUCUUCCGCUCUGCGACAUCGGUGCCACUUUUUUCUUCGAUGCUGACUUCGACGAGGUUACUUGGGAUGCGGAGGAGCGUUUUUUUAAAUGCCUUAAGUCUAAAGUACGAUCAGCUCGCAAAAACAUUACAGAACUUAAGCGAAAUGUAACCGGAGAAGGCAUAAAAUCACACUCUUGCAGAGAGUUUCUAAAGCAACAAGACAUCCUAAAGUUUCGCUUCAAGUGGGUUUACUUCUCUAGCCUGUCACAGUACCUUAUUCCCUUUGGCGCACUUAUGGGGGCAAACGUACUAGCGUUUAUUUUUGGUUCUAUCUAUGAUUAUUGCUCCCGUGAAAAUAAUAAGAGGAAGAGCCUGAGGAGAGGAGAGAACUCGCUCAAAUCUGAGCCAACUCAAACAAGCUGCAGUUCUCAAAAAUCUGGUAACGACUACAAAGAGGUUAUGACUGCCAAUAGCAAAGUGUAACUUUAAGGAGUUGCUGCAUUUAGAAGUACUAUUACAGAUUCGAAAUGCAAUAGUGGAUGGAUUAAUUGCGUCUACAAUGGAACUGCUAAAGCUUUGUGUUCUUGCCAUUUGCUCAUUAAACUUUUCCGGCUGAAAUUAACGGAUUUUACAAGGUUUAUAAGUAAUUAAUAAAUGAAAAUAAGUAAAGAAAUAGUUUCAACGAGUUUUUCUUUUCACUGGGAAUACAAAUGCGUACGUUUUGUACACACCCAAGCUCAAAUGCGUUCAGAAUUUCAGUCAAAUUUAAGUUUGUCAUGACAGCUCGUAGAAACUGACAAGGACGAAAAUUUAAAACAAUUGCAAAUGAUGGAGUGAGAGGUUCUCAAAGCGGAGUAUGGUCUAGUAUAUAUACUUUAUUAAUAGAUGAAAAGUUUUAUGAAUUGAACAGUAAAUGAUUUAAUUUCGUCCGAGAAUUGAUAUUCGACAGUGUUAGCAUACUGAGUCUGAUCGCCCGGGUGAGAGUUGACCUGGGACCGAAGAACUGUCGCAGGUAAGAGUGACUGACGUUUUGACAACCUUGACAAAAGUCACCAUCAGAGUCGAGUCGGAUGACAUCUCGUCUCUCUCCAUCCUCUUCCCACACCGUCCACUCUAACUCUGUCAAAAAUGGCCGCCAGCAUGUAUCACUAACUCUUCCUAAGAGAACACCUGUAUUGAUCACCCGUACGACUAGACUGCACGAUCAAAAGACAAAUUAAUGUUAUUGAUAACAUUUUAGUAGGCAAUUUUCAAAGGUUUUUGGAUUGUUAAGUAACCUAGAAUAAUGUUAAAAUGGACUUAUAAUUUAGCCGUUUCCUUUAUAAUUGUAUUGCAACGGAUGCUAUCUGAUUGCUAAUAAAACGAGUAUAUCCUCCAAAAGGGGAAAUAAA
This is a messenger RNA of Stylophora pistillata, 2590 nucleotides long. RefSeq lists its product as uncharacterized. Lineage: Eukaryota; Metazoa; Cnidaria; Anthozoa; Scleractinia; Pocilloporidae. Gene Ontology annotation, biological process: potassium ion transmembrane transport; action potential. The record is from RefSeq and is a predicted model, not a curated record. Gene Ontology annotation, cellular component: membrane; voltage-gated potassium channel complex. Gene Ontology annotation, molecular function: delayed rectifier potassium channel activity; ligand-gated monoatomic ion channel activity.